GUUAAUUGAAAAAAAAGAGCCAAAUCGUAGAUCGCCAUACGUAGUUAGCUUAAAUGAGAAGAACACGAAAUCGAACAAAAACAGAGUUAAUUGUAAAAUUAGUGAGGAAGAGAGAGCUACCUGAGAGAGAUCCUGUAAUUUUUUUUUUCUUUGCUCUCUUUGGAGAAUGUACAAAAAGUUUGUUGCGCACCCCAAAGUCCCUACAAUGCCAAGGGAGAUGCCAAAGUUGCCUCUGCCAUGAAGCCAAGCUCUUCGACGCCGAUGAUGAUGAUGAUGAAGAACUUGGCUGCCUAGAAGAUCCUAGUCCCUACAACGCCAAGGGAGAUGCUUUGAUCGGCAUGAUGCAUUGGCUUCCUUAUGGGUUUGAUGAGGUUGUGGUUGGCGGUGUUUCAGAGCCGGAGGCAUCUGGAAAGUGUGUUGUGGGGAAGGGUGGCCCUGGGGAUGUGGCCGUUGCUAGGGACAAGGUGGUGACUAGAGGUGAUGUUGUGGAUGCAGACAAGGGCGAGGGGGCGGACUGCCUGGAUGGGAACCAAAGCACUUAGGUUUUUGAGUUUUAUCAAAAUCAAUUACAGAUUUUGUA
Messenger RNA from Rubroshorea leprosula, 580 nucleotides. The record is from the annotation of a GenBank genome assembly. NCBI's taxonomy places the organism in Eukaryota, Viridiplantae, Streptophyta, Magnoliopsida, Malvales, Dipterocarpaceae.